Molecule: messenger RNA, 1650 nt
Organism: Jaculus jaculus (lesser Egyptian jerboa)
Lineage: Eukaryota; Metazoa; Chordata; Mammalia; Rodentia; Dipodidae
Product: nuclear RNA export factor 2-like
Exons: 16
Coding region: 1-1650 (549 amino acids)
Biological process (GO): poly(A)+ mRNA export from nucleus
Cellular component (GO): nucleus
Molecular function (GO): RNA binding
Source: RefSeq, a predicted model, not a curated record
AUGGUGAUGGAAAGAAAUGUCCGAAUUGUUCAGUACUGCAAUAUUGAAAAAAAUGAUAAUGAUAACUCUCUCCAAGUAAAAGAGAAAAAUGGGAGUCCUUGCCAGGGAAACUUUGGUGCAAAGAAGUUCUGUGAUGAGAGAAAUGAUAUUCUGCCUCCACUACAACUUCAGGAGUAUGAUGGAAACACAAAGAUAAAGGCUGUGCAUGAGGACCCUCAAAAAAGCAACUCUUCUACUUUCAAAGACAAAAAAGAGCAUGUGAAAUGUCAUGAUGAAUACCAAGAAAAAAGUCUUGAAGUGAGAGAAAUGUCUUACACACAAAAUGAAGUCUUGGAGCCUUGGCUUAAAGUCACAUACAUCAAAAAAUGGGCCCCAAUCUUUGUCCAGAAUGCUACUAGUGCCUCUACAUUAGAAAAUAAGCACCUGCAGAUUCGUGCAAAGAACAAUAAAAAGCUGGUCAUGAGGAAGAGAUAUGAUGUCUCUAAGCAAGCUCUUAACCUUGAAAGGUUCUUCUAUAACUCUGGUAUGGCUGACUAUAGUAAUUCUAGAUCAUGGGACUGUCUGGGAGGAAUAUAUAGGGAUGACUUGAUUCAUCGUGAAAAUGACAUGUUUCUGAAUCAAAGAAGCUGCAUGGUUGCUACACUGCAGAUUAUCCAAGAGAAUUUCUCUGAGCUGAAUUCAACAUGGGAGUUGAAGAAGGUGGAAGAGUUGAAACUAGAAGAGCUGAGGCUAGAAGAAAACCCCUCGUGCGGUACCUUCUCAGAUGAAUCUGACCAUGUCCCUCGCCUGUCUCAGACUGCCUUCAGGGCUGUCCCUCCUCAUGUGGAGGGCGGCCUGAGGUGCUGGGCUAUAUCCUCAUAUUUUCUGUUCUGGGCCUUUGUUGGGAAAGCUGCUCUUCUUGGGAAGGAACCUGAAGACUCCCUGGAUGACUGGUCUCGAAGUGGAAUACUUCUGGGAUAUAGAGAAGGCCAGGAAUUAUUCCCAGCAAUUGCAUCUGACAAUGAAGUUCCAGCACUGAUAAAACCAUGUGAGGAAAGCUAUAAAGGAUCUGAAACUCUGAAGAAUCUGGUGGUACAAUUUCUAUUUCAGUAUUACUUGAUCUAUGACUAUGGAAAUCGAUAUGACCUCCUCAGUGCUUACCAUGAUGAAGCUUGCUUCUCUUUGACCAUUUCCUUCAACCACAGUGACCCACACCAAACAAGUUUGAAAGAUUACUUCAAGUAUAACAGAAAUAUAAAGUGGUUCAAGAACUCUUUUUUGAAGAUGCAGCUGUUAAAGCAUACAAAAUUUGAAAUUGUGUCCUGCCUCGAUGAAUUACCCAAAACUCAACAUGACUUUAACUCCUAUGUGGUGGACAUGUGUACAUACAUGGAAAACAUGAUUAGCUUUUCUGUCAAUGGGAUGUUCAAGGAAGUGGAAGGGAAGUUUGAGGGAUGUGUUCGUGCUUUCACCCGGACCUUCAUCUUAACAUCUGACAGCUAUUCCAAUCUGUGUAUUGUGAAUGAUGAGAUGACUGUGAGCAAUGUCAGUCCAAAUAAAAUGAGGAGUUCCUUCUCCAGUACCCUGUUCACAACCUCCUCCAACUCAGUGGUCACCCUCACAGAGAAUCAGCAAGAAGUGGGACCAGAUUCCUCAGUCCAAUAUGAGUGA